AUGCCAUCUGAACACUCUCGUUCGUCAUCAGCCUCUUCAGUUACUUCACCCAUACCCACCAUCAAUGUCAAGCUUGUAAACCCUACAAAGCCUGCUGGGUCUUCCCUUAAUGAAACGCCUCUUUCUAGUAGCGUUCGAGGGUCUCAUUCAGAGCUACUGGAAAUAUUUAACGCUCGUAUAAAUGCAAAUGCAAGGGAACGAGGCAAUUCACGAGAUAGAAAUUCGCCAAGAGAUAAAAGUCCAGCUAGAGGAAAAAAACGGCCUAGAUCACGAAGUCCCGGACCUAAAAGUCCGAAAAAUUCAGGUUCUAACCAUAAUAGUAUGAAUAAUAGAGACUCGUCACGUUCUAAAAGUCCUCGGCCCGGUGAAAAUCUUUCUAGAUCUUCGUCACAAGAUGCUCGUUUAAAGAAUAAUGAACGAUGGGCUAGACUUAAUCUAACACAGACGACAAUCUCAGAUAAAGAUCAAAAAAAUAUUAUGGGUAAUUUUUUAAAGACAACACUUCGAGGAGGUACAACUAUACUUCGUCCGAAACUCUCUGUAGAAACUUUUAACAGUUUUGCUGGUGGUAAAUCCCUUCAAAGAACUCCGUCAGGACGUUCUGGUAGUUCUAAUAAUUCUUCACCGUUGCUGGUGCCUGGCGGAUUCCCAUUAAUGAGAUCUAGGAGCUAUAAUUCGGCGAUAGAUGAUGUUCAUCGAUUGUCAUCUAAAUUCCGUAAAGAAUUAGAAAAGCCACAUCCGCUGCAACAUUCUUGGACUAUGUAUUAUGAUAGCAAGCCAGUCAUGACUCCUGGUCCUAAAACUCCUACUUUGAAAACUUCGUACGAAGAAAAUUUGCAGAAAAUCGGAACUUUCAAUACAGUGGAAACAUUCUGUCAAUACUUCAAUUGGGUGAAAAAGCCUAGCCAAUUAGAAGUGAAUACUAAUUUCCAUAUUUUCAAAAAUAAAAUUAAGCCUAUGUGGGAAGAUCCAGCGAAUGAAAAUGGUGGAAAAUGGGUGAUUUCAAUGAGAAAUGCCCCGUUAUUGGAUCGUUGUUGGACUUGGCUUGUAUAUUCGUUGGUUGGUGAAGAGUUGGACGAAAAUGAUGAUAUAUGUGGUGCUGUGAUGUCGCGUCGAAUUCGAGGUGACAGAAUCGCUGUGUGGGUACGAGACAAGGAUAAUGUCUCUGUCAUUAAUGGAAUAGGGAGACGAUUAUUAAAAAUCCUUGAUUUACAAAAUGAAAAAGGCAUCGGGAUGGACUUUCAGUUUAAUGAAGAUGCACUCAAAUCCGGUACUUCGUAUAAUAAUCGAGUCUAUUUAUCACUGGAAAGCCUUAAACAAGAGCUUGAAAAUGAGGAAAAGGUUAAAAGAGAAGCCGCAGAAAAAGCAAAAUUGAAUGAAUCUCCGACUGAUAUUAUAACAGAAGAUGUAGAUGCCAACGACGCUGACCGUGACGAUAAUGUUAAUGGUGUAGGUUCUUUGGAAGAACAUCUUGGUAAAGUUACAGAUGAUGGCCAUCAUCAUGGUCAUGCAGACUCUGCCGAAAAAGAUUCCUCAUAA
Messenger RNA from Ambispora gerdemannii, 1539 nucleotides. Lineage: Eukaryota; Fungi; Glomeromycota; Glomeromycetes; Archaeosporales; Ambisporaceae. The record is from the annotation of a GenBank genome assembly.